CCCCUGCCUCAUCCAGGCUUCGCCCCCGUCAGUCUCCGGCAGCUUCUCGCGGCUUAGCAAGCCGCUUCCCGUGAUGCCCCGCGCCUGGGUGUAGCGGUUGCCGGGCAACGCGCGGUCCCUGGCGCGGGCGUAGCUGGGACCAGCUGGAAGAUGAGGCCGCGAGGCCUCCCGCCGCUCUUGGUGGUACUCCUGAGCUGCUGGGCCUCCGUGAGCGCCCAGACCGAGGCCACCCCGGCGGUGACGACAGAGGGCCUCAACUCCACCGAGGCAGCCCUGGCGACUUUCGGACCCUUCCCGUCGACCAGGCCCCACGGUACUCCUAGAGCACCGGGGUCCUCCUCCGGCCCCCGGCCUACCCCGGUCACGGACGUUGCUGCUCUGUGUGUCUGUGACUUGUCCCCAGCACAGUGUGACGUCAACUGCUGCUGUGAUCCUGACUGCAGCUCUGUGGAUUUCAGUGUCUUUUCUGCCUGCUCAGUUCCAGUUGUCAUGGGUGACAGCCAGUUUUGUAGUCAAAAAGCAGUCAUCUAUUCAUUGAAUUUUACAGCAAACCCACCUCAAAGAGUAUUUAAACUUGUUGAACAGAUUAGUCCAUCUAUUUUCUGCAUUCAUAUUACAAACUAUAAGCCUGCAUUAUCCUUUAUUAAUCCAGAAGUACCUGAUGAAAAUAAUUUUGAUACAUUGAUGAAAACAUCUGAUGGUUUUACAUUGAAUGCUGAAUCAGAUAUUUCCUUCACAACCAAACUGGAUAUUCCUACUACUGCUAAAUAUAAGUAUGGGGUUCCUCUGCAGACUUCAGAUUCGUUUCUGAGAUUUCCUUCAUCCCUGACAUCAUCUCUGUGUACUGAUAAUAACCCUGCAGCGUUUCUGGUGAACCAGGCUGUUAGGUGUACCAGAAAAAUAAAUUUAGAACAGUGUGAAGAAAUUGAAGCCCUCAGCAUGGCUUUUUACAGCAGCCCGGAAAUUCUGAGGGCACCUGAUUCAAGAACAAAGGUCCCUAUCACUGUUCAGUCCGUCCUCAUUCAGUCUCUAAAUAAAACGCUCACCCGACGGGAAGACACUGAUGUGCUACAGCCGGCUCUCGUCAAUGCUGGACACUUUCACCUUUGCAUGAAUGUUGUUCUUGAGGUAAAGUACAGCCUCACAUACACAGAUAGAGGUGAAGUCACCAAAGCUGAUCUGUCAUUCCUUCUGGGGACAGUUAGCAGUGUAGUGGUCCCACUGCAGCAAAAGUUUGAAAUUCAUUUUCUUCAGGAAAAUACCAAGCCAGUCCCUCUCAGUGGAAACCCUGGUUAUGUCGUGGGGCUCCCGUUGGCUGCUGGAUUCCAGCCUCAUAAGGGGUCUGGGAUUAUUCAGACCACGAACAGAUACAGACAGUUUACUAUUCUUCAUAGCACAGCUGAGCAAGACUGCUUAGCACUGGAGGGGGUCCGGACCCCAGUAUUAUUUGGUUACACUAUGCAAUCUGGCUGUAAACUAAGACUGACUGGAGCUCUCCCGUGUCGGCUCGUAGCCCAGAAGGUGAAGAACCUGCUGUGGGGCCAGGGCUUCCCAGAUUAUGUGGCCCCUUUUGGAAAUUUGCAGGCCCAGGAUGUGCUGGACUGGGUGCCCAUCCACUUCAUCACCCAGUCAUUCAACAGGAAGCAUUCUGUUUUGCAGGAUUCCUGCCAGCUCCCAGGGGCUUUGGUUAUAGAAGUGAAGUGGACCAAAUACGGUUCCCUACUGAAUCCACAGGCCAAAAUAGUCAAUGUAACUGCAAAUCUAAUUUCAUCCUCCUUUCCUGAGGCCAGCUCAGGAAAUGAAAGGACGAUUCUUAUUUCUACUGCGGUUACUUUUGUGGAUGUGUCUGCACCUGCAGAGGCAGGCUUCAGAGCUCCGCCAGCCAUCAAUGCCAGGCUGCCCUUUAACUUCUUCUUCCCGUUUGUUUGACGAUGUGUCCACCACCCUUUGCCUGAACAUCUGGGAUGGGCUCAGUAACUGAAUCAGUGAAUAAAACAGCACAUCCCCUGACGGCCCAGCAUGGGGACCAUGCAGACCAUCAACAGAAGACAGGAGAAAUGCCCCUCCUGAGCCAGAGAUGGCAGAGUGGAUCCACCCCACAUGCUCACUAGCCUAGCAUCGCCCAGGAUUCCAGCCAUCAUGUGAAACAAGGUUUCCUGCUUGUAGUAAAUGCUAAUCCAUAAUCUGGAAAGGAAGAUGAAAACACCUAUUAAACUACCACAGACCUUGCUACUCCAAGUGGGGUGUCAGCUGCUCCACUCUGCACCCCUACUGUGCAGAUAACACAAGCAAAACAUAUCAGUAAGACCCCAGAAGAGCUGUCAACCCCUACCUUGGCGGCAUAGUUAUUCUUGUCGGGCUCGAUGAUCCUCAGGUCCAGGAUGAGGUCAGCAAGCACCAGGAGGGCGUCCAGAACCACCAAGCAGAUGAUGAUGACCUGUGGGCCGAGGGAAGGCACCAGAGACCAUGAGACCCACAUGGAGGCCCUCCCUCUUCCCAUGAUUAAGAGCUGGCUUGGAAGCACGUGGGUGAAACCACUGGGCAAAGCCAUUAAGGGUGGGAGGCUAUUGCUAUAGCUCGCCAGAGGCCCCACUGGGAUGGUGGCUGUGCAGGGCCAGCUCCUCUCUGAUAGAAGCCACCAGCCUCCUUCCCGCCACCCUCCUGGCCUGCUCUGCCUCUAGGUGGUGCCCACCUUCCCUGCCCUCCCAGAACAUGUCUGGCUCAUUUUCUGACCCUUGGUCACUGUUUCUCAAAUACCACCUCUCAAACCAAACUGCCCAUACCUAGAUGGCAACAAAUAAUCAGUUUUUAAGUGUGUGGGUGUGUGUGUGGGGGUGUGUGUGUGUGUGUGUGUGUGUGUGUAUAUAUAUAUAUAUUUUUUUUUUUGAGACAGUC
Molecule: messenger RNA, 2895 nt
Organism: Chlorocebus sabaeus (green monkey)
Lineage: Eukaryota; Metazoa; Chordata; Mammalia; Primates; Cercopithecidae
Gene: TCTN1
Product: tectonic family member 1
Biological process (GO): protein localization to ciliary transition zone; cilium assembly
Cellular component (GO): MKS complex
Source: RefSeq, a predicted model, not a curated record